Onthophagus taurus is the source of this 1475-nucleotide messenger RNA. The record is from RefSeq and is a predicted model, not a curated record. Lineage: Eukaryota; Metazoa; Arthropoda; Insecta; Coleoptera; Scarabaeidae.
UCAAUUUCUUUUAAAAUAAAUGUAUAAUGUAACAAAGAAAGAUGAGGUAAUAAAGUAAACGAAAUCGUCGUUAUCUAAAGUACUAAUAACGAAGAUUAAUAGGACAAAUUCACCACAAAUAAAUCACUUAUCAUCGUCACUCCUAGUUUUCGUGCGAUUAUGGAGCAGCUAAAAGUGCCCCUUUGCCCCCUUUACACCUUAAAAAACGGUUUAAAUCAUCAUUUCGGGGAUAAAGAACCAUGGCAAAUUGUCGCCGUUACAACAUCUUCCGUUUUAGCCGGUGUUUGGAUUUAUAAUUUCAUUUUUGAUGACGAAUGUGUUAUUACAAGAACGAAAAAAGCUUUCUUUAGGUUAGCAAAGAAAAUUCCUGCGAUUAAAUCACGCCUUGAUAAAGAAAUAACUAAGGUAAGAGAAGAUUUCCAAGAAGAAGUGAGAAGCCGAACUGGUCAUUUAGACUACUUAAUCGCGCUCCCUGAUUCCGGGUGGUCCACAGAAAGUAUUAUUUCAAAGGUUGAGGGUGAUUUAAAAUUGGGGAAUUACGAUUGGAGGAAUGGAAAAGUAUCGGGGGCUGUUUAUGUAAAUAAUUCGGAUAUUAAUCAACUUGUGACUGAAAUUUAUGGCCGUACGGCUUUCACAAAUCCUUUACAUCCGGAUAUUUUCCCUGGAAUAAGUAAAAUUGAAGCGGAGGUUAUUAAAAUGGUUGGGAAAUUAUUGCAUGGGGGUCCUGAAGUUUGUGGAUCGAUGACGAAUGGUGGAACUGAAUCAAUUUUAAUGGCUUGUAAGGCAUAUAGAGAUUACGCCCGGGAAGUUAAAGGGAUUAAAAACCCGGAAAUCGUUGUACCCGUUUCGAUACAUAGUGCUUUCGAUAAAGCCUCCCAAUACUUUGGAUUUCGGGUUAAAUCGAUUCCUUUAGAUCCCGUUACUUAUAAAGUUGAUAUAAAAGCCAUGAAAAGAGCGAUUAGUAGGAACACAAUUAUGUUAGCUGGAUCAGCUCCUAAUUAUCCGUAUGGUACAAUAGAUGAUUUAGCUGCUAUUUCUGAGUUGGGUUUAAAAUACAACAUUCCUGUUCAUGUCGAUAGUUGUUUAGGGGGAUUUUUAACCAUGUUUAUGCCGGAUGCUGGAUGUCCUGUUCCGAUUUGUGAUUUUCGACUUGAAGGGGUUACCAGUAUUUCUGCUGAUACUCAUAAAUAUGGAUACGCACCGAAAGGAACUAGCGUUGUGCUUUAUCGAGACAUCAAAUAUAUUCAUCAUCAAUAUACCGUAACUACAGACUGGCCUGGAGGUGUUUAUGGGUCCCCAACGAUGUGUGGAUCAAGAGCAGGGGGAAACAUAGCGGUUUGUUGGGCUACAAUGUUAAAAAUGGGGAUGGAAGGUUAUGUUACGGCUACAAGGAAUGUUAUACAUACAGCGAGAUACAUUGAGAAACGGUUAAUUUUUAUUAAUAUUUUUUAAUUAACUUAAUUAUUUAUUUUGUC